AAUAAGAAGUAAGUUUUAGUAGCCUUCAACAACCCCAACAACAACAACAACAACAACAAGAUGUCUACUGCAGAGUACGUGAAGGAUGAGUCGGAACAUGAUGUUCCAGUCGAUUUAUCACAUCCAGAUCACCAGCCGCAGCUGGAUGAGCAAAGUGUGACCCCCAGCCAGGGACUCGAGUCCGAGACCUCUCGCUUGGAAGGACAGUGCUUCAUUCCAGCAUCACAACGUCCUGAUGGAACAUGGAGGAAAGCAAGACGCGUAAAAGAUGGUUAUGUGCCACAGGAAGAAAUGCCCUUGUAUGAAAGUAAAGGGAAGCAGUGGGCAAAAAAUAAACCGGACUUACCAGUAGGUCUUGCACCAGCUGAUGUUGCUGCUGUGAAGGCUCGGCAGCAAAUGAACGAUGUGGGCAUCCCAGGCUUAGCACUUCCGGCGAAACAUGGCAUGUCCAAGUCACAGAAAAAGAAAGCAGCAGCAGCCAAGAAGAAGGCUGCAGCAGCUGACAUGGAAAUAACCAGAGAUUUGGAAAACACACACAUUUCCAACACAGUUGCAGGAGGGAAACAGCCAUCAACUUCUGAUCCUGCCAAGCGAUUACGUAAUCUAAAGAAGAAACUGCGCGACAUUGAGAAGCUGGAGAAGCAGAUUGCAAAUGGUGAACUAAAACAUCCAGAACGCGAACAACUGGAAAAAGUGAAAAAGAAAGAUGAGGUUAUACAGCAAAUUGAAGACCUAGAAGAAGAAAUUGAUGACACUCAGUAGUAAAAUAAGCAUCUUUGGUUGCAGAAAUGGGACAAUAUUUCAAUGACUAAAAAUUAUUAUUGCAGAUGCUAGUGGACCUCUUGGUAAUAUGGCUUAUGAAAGUUUAUUAGUUGAUUUUAAAGUAGUUUAAACAGCAAAUGGAAAAGUAGCUAGUGGUAGUGAAAUAAAUUUCUGUAGCUCUUUAACCCCUUAGCUGUACAUUUCUUUUACUGUUGUAUGUCCAAUAUUAUAUAAUGAAUGAUUAUUAAUUAGGCACAGAGUUGCACUGCACAGUUAAGAAAUUUUCAUAAAUGUGUAUUUUAUUCUUAUGGUGUAUAUUAUUCAGUUGUAUUAUUGCACACUCUUGACACAGGUUUAUAUGUUGCUGACACAGGUUCACUAUUUGUUCCUGACAUAAGUUCACUAUAUGUUCCUGACACAAGUUCACUAUAUGUUCCUGAUACAGGUUCACGACAUGUUCCUGACACAGGUUCACGACAUUUUCCUGACAGAAGUUCACUACAUGUUCCUGACACAGGUUCAUUAUAUGUUCCCAACACAAGUUCACUACAUGUUCCUAAUACAGGUUUACUACAUGUUCCUGACACAGGUUCACGACAUGUUCCUGACACAGGUUCACUACUUGUUCCUGACAGGUUCACUACAUGUUCCUGACACAGGUUCACGACAUGUUCCUGACACAGAUUCACACAUUAAAUCAUUGUUUCUUUGCUGAAAAAAAAUGUCCCAAGUUAAAAAAGGAAUAUAAUUUAUUGGCUCACUCUUGAGAUGCCCAACAAAUACUCAAGAAAAUACACAUGCUCCUCAAGUUAUGAUGGUUCGACUUACAAUAUUUCAACUUCGUGAUGCUGCAAAAGUAAUUACUUUGGAGAUGAAACUUGAAAUAAUUACCCAGCAUGAAGGCGGCAUGUCCAUAGCUUGUAUAUGUUUCUUUACUUUUCAGUACUGGUAUUUAGUUACAGUAAUUAUUUGUUCAUUACUUAUUCAGUGAUAGUAGUUAUUUAUUUACUUAUUUAGCAUAUAUCCAUAUUCGUCAUACGAUAUUUUUGACUUAUGAUGAUUUGUGGGAACAUAACCCCAUUGUAAGUCAAGGAGCACCUGUAUUAUCUUUGUUAGACUCAGGCUCAGUUUGUCCUGAUAGAUCACUUGAGUUUGACCUAAAUUGACUGUCACUUUAAAAAUAUUCCUAUACACAUUGCUCAAGUUUAUAUUACAAUGGAGUUGAAGAGAGGCAGCUAGGGGGUUAAUUUUUUAAGUGUGGAAGUUAAGUGUUAAAUGACUUUAAAGUUUAACUAAGCAAGAUUGUUUUGAUAAGUGUGGUUGUCCAAGCCAGUGAGUAUCUGGUGCAGAUGGUAGCAUAAUAUGCACUAAUAAAUGAAGAUUUCAUUUAUUUUUAGAGAAAAUUCAGUGAUUUUUAGAUGGGCAGUAAGUUUAUUUUUGCUUGGCACAGUCUGGGAAAAGUCAGUUUCUCAGUACAUUUGUUAUUCAUGGUGAAGGCGCAGCGAUAGUGAAAAUUUUCUUCAGAUAUAUUAAUCUUCCUUCUCAGUAUGUGCAAUGCAUUAGACAUGACUAGUAAAUAAUUUUUUUACCAUUCUCUGUUACUUGAGAUGUAAUGAAAAUAAGAGUAUGUAGUUUACCUUAAAAACAAUCUAUUGAAAACGUCUGAUAAAGUGGGUACAUGGCAUUAAUGAAACUCGAUGCCUUAAUAUGGGUCAGUACCUACAAAAAUGUUUAACCAAAUAAGACAAUUAUCAUUGGCUAAUGCGAAGUGCACUGAGACCUAUAUGGUCGUUAAAAUCUUCAUGGGAUGUAAAAUUUAAAUUAAUCAAAUGUAAAAUUUAAAUUAAUCAUAUGUAAAAUUUAAAUUAAUCAAAUGUAAAAUUUAAAUUUACGAAAUGUAAAAUUUAAAUUAAAAGGACACAAGUGCAACUAAUGUGACAUUUAUUGUGGCAACGUUUCGCUCUCCAGGAGCUUUAUCAAGCUCCUGGAGAGCGAAACGUUGCCACAAUAAAUGUCACAUUAGUUGCACUUGUGUCCUUUUACUUUACAUAUUGUCGGUAAUUCUACCAACUUUAUUACAAAAUUUAAAUUACAGCUUUAAUUAAAAUUGGCCUUGUUUCUAGGAUUUUCAUUUUAAAAUUUAUCAGAAAAAAUGUCUAACUCAGUUUAUAAUUUUUUUUUGGGGGGGGCUGAUGAAAUUACUACAUUUUUUUUUAUUUUUAUUUUUUAUGGUUAAGAAAAUUAAGCCUAUGGAAUAUUAAGGUAAUUAUGUUUUCUGUCAGACAUAAUAGUAAUAUCAGGUUGGUUGUAUUAAUACUUGUAAAGUAACUAGUAACUGCACUGUUAUGCCAUCAUCAGAUCAAUUGGGAAAGUUAUUUUCUACACAGUUAAAGGGGCAUGUAAGUACUUGUCUUCUAAUAACAUGUUCAUAUUUCCACUAUAAUAUACCUUGUCUAUAAUUACUGUUGCAUUUGCUCUGUCUGCUUUUGUAAAGUGAAGUCUAGGAUCUCUCCUUAAUUCCUGGCAUAAGACAAUUAUCCUCAAAGAUUUGUUAAGUUAUACCAGGAAUUAAGGAAAAAUCCUAGACUUCACCUUAUGAAAGCAGACAAAGCAAAUGCAAUAGUAAUUAUGGACGAGGUAGAUUAUAGUGGGAAAAUAAUGAAUAUGUUAUUAGAAGACGGGUUAAGAUAUGGGAGAAAUGAAGUGGAAAUGCACCUUAAGCAGGUCCAUACACAGGAUUGUUGUUGAGAGUGUUUUUUAAGUGUAAUAAGCAGUGGUGAAUUAAGAGUGAAUGGGGCCCCUGGGGUGACACUUUUGCUGUGUAUGUGAGGCCCUUUGGGCAACACUUAUAUUGUAUGUUUGGGGCCCCUGGGAAAACACACAUACUGUAUAUGUUUUGCCCCUGGGGCAACACAUACCAUAUAUGUAAUAUAUUUAAAAUCCAUUCAUGCUUAUAAAUUAAUUACUUACAGUGAUGUAUAAUAAAAUCAUACAGAUUAAUUUGAAAUUAAAA
Molecule: messenger RNA, 3775 nt
Organism: Cherax quadricarinatus
Lineage: Eukaryota; Metazoa; Arthropoda; Malacostraca; Decapoda; Parastacidae
Gene: Pym
Product: partner of Y14 and mago
Biological process (GO): exon-exon junction complex disassembly
Cellular component (GO): cytoplasm; exon-exon junction complex
Molecular function (GO): RNA binding
Source: RefSeq, a predicted model, not a curated record